Molecule: messenger RNA, 1191 nt
Organism: Penicillium verhagenii
Lineage: Eukaryota; Fungi; Ascomycota; Eurotiomycetes; Eurotiales; Aspergillaceae
Gene: aspA
Exons: 5
Coding region: 1-1191 (396 amino acids)
Biological process (GO): cytoskeleton-dependent cytokinesis
Cellular component (GO): septin ring; septin complex; cell division site
Molecular function (GO): molecular adaptor activity; GTP binding; GTPase activity
Source: RefSeq, a predicted model, not a curated record
AUGUCGUCAGCCCUUAACGCGAUGAAGAUCCGUCGCAAGAAGAAUGUCAAGAAGGGAAUUCAGUUCUGUUUGAUGGUGUGCGGUGCCAGCGGAACUGGUCGCACAACCUUUGUGAACACUCUCUGUGGCAAGCAAGUUCUAGAAGGCAAGGAUGCCGACGAUGCGGAGAAUGCUCAUUUGGAAGAAGGCGUCCGCAUCAAGCCCGUCACUGUCGAGCUUGAAUUGGAUGAGGAGGGAACCCGCAUCUCUCUUACCAUUGUUGAUACCCCCGGUUUCGGUGAUCAGAUUGACAACGAGGCCAGGCAUAUUGUUGGCUACCUUGAGCGCCAAUACGAUGAUAUUCUUGCUGAGGAGUCCCGAAUCAAGCGUAACCCCCGCUUCAGAGACAACCGUGUGCACGUUCUGUUGUACUUCAUUACCCCCACCGGACACGGCCUCCGCGAGCUCGACAUCGAAUUGAUGAAGCGCCUGUCUCCCCGUGUUAAUGUCAUUCCCGUCAUUGGAAAGGCCGACUCUCUCACCCCCGCAGAAUUGGCCGAGUCAAAGAAGUUGAUUAUGGAGGAUAUCGAACACUACCGCAUCCCCGUCUACAACUUCCCUUAUGAUGUUGAGGAGGAUGAUGAAGAUACCGUUGAGGAAAAUGCUGAGCUCCGUGGCAUGAUGCCCUUUGCCAUCGUCGGCUCGGAGGAUUUCGUUGAGAUUGAUAACCGCAAGGUCCGCGCCCGUCAGUAUCCAUGGGGUGUGGUCGAGGUUGAGAAUCCUCGGCACUCGGACUUCCUUGCCAUCCGCAGUGCUCUUCUUCACAGCCAUUUGGCCGAUCUGAAGGAAAUUACUCAUGACUUCCUUUACGAAAACUACCGUACCGAGAAGCUCAGCAAGAGCGUGGAUGGUGUUUCUGGGUAUGUUUGCUCUUUUCGCGGUAUCAUUAAUUAUGGCGCUAACUUGUUUUCCAGAAUCCAUGAUUCCAGCAUGAACCCCGAGGAUCUCGCCAACCAGUCAGUCCGCCUCAAGGAGGAGCAGCUCCGUCGUGAGGAGGAGAAGUUGCGCGAAAUCGAAAUCAAGGUGCAGCGCGAGAUUGCCGAGAAGCGGCAGGAGUUGCUGGCUCGUGAGAGCCAGCUGCGGGAGAUUGAAGCCCGCAUGGCACGCGAGGCAAGCCAGAGCAAUGUCAGCGAAGCCAAUGGAGAGGCCUAG